AAAUCACGUCAAAAUUAGUCAGUAAAUCAUUCAAAUCUCCAAAACCUGGGGAAACACAACCUGAUAUCUCGGGUGACAGGGCACAGAAGAAUUUUGGGUAACGAGAAAGCAGACAGACUGGCCGGAGGAGGAUCUGCAAGAUCAUACCCCGAACCUAUACUUGGGAUGACGAAAACGAAUAUAGAAUCCUCCAUCGCAGAAUGGAUCCAAACAAAACAAAAGGAAAAGUUGAUCAACUCUAUCGGCGCCAGACACAAGUAAACUUAUGAUGAAACAACCCUCACCAAAACUAGCCAAAUCACUGCUGCAAUUGGAGAGUGCUAAACUCAGAGGAGUGGUUGGUCACUGGCAUCUGAGAAAACAUCUACACAAAAUAGGCAUAUACAACAAAGAUCCCAUCUGUAGAUUAUGUAAUAAGGAGGAGGAAACAGCCACCCAUAUCAUCUUCAAAUGCGAAGCAACAGCUCAAUGGAGAUUUAACCUAAUAAACGAAAAAAAAUCCAGGGAAUGAAAUUUUAGCAGCGACGGUCAAUGACCUGAUAGUUCUAAGAAGAAGGAUUGAGUCUAUUGCACUGAACUAAGGAACUAGGAAGGUACAAUAUGCCCGAAGGCUGCACUGCCUGGGAGCACAAACCCCGCUUCCUAGUUUCCUUUACCAUACCAUGCAUGGUUUCCAAAUUAUGUUAACGAAAGAUUUCAAAUUGUUAAUUGUCGUUCUUCCUUUUCUUUUGAAUUUCAUGCUUCUGUUCUGGCGUCACACAGAGCUCUCAUUUAGGACUGCUAUUGUUUAUUUUAUUUAUUAACGAUAGUGAUUCUUUCAUUUUUUCUAUUAGUUUUCUUUUUUUAGAUGGUUUUAAAAUGUAUCUUGAAAUUUUGAGGACAUGAGGGCUCUUACUCCUUACUACUCUGAGUCUCCCUCAGGAAUAUUUCGUUGGUUUCAUGGUUUGGCUAUAAACACUUCAAAAGCCUAUCUAAUGUCUUUCUACUGAGGCUCUAAAAAUUUCUUCUCUUCUUAUAAUAAUAUUCUUUUAAAUCUCAAUUUUAUUAAAGACUUCAGUCACGUUUCAGCCCCCUUUUCACUACAUAUUUCAUCGAUGGUAAAUAAAUAUUUUAAGUUGAUAGGUCACGCAGUUCUUAUAAUUUCAAUAAUAUUUAGCCUUUAAACAAUUCUAUUUCUUUUUUGUUCGUUCUAAUCUUGACUUAUUUCCUCCUGUCUGUUCUUCACAUAAUAUUCCUUAUCUCCAAUCUACUACCCACUCAUCUUCAUUAGUAUCUCGACGUGUUUAUUUUGAUUAUGUGCUUAUUUAUAAAUUAAUAAAUAAUAUAAUUGAUUAAUCUUUAUUCUCAUUUCAAUUUCCGAGUUGCACUCCAUGAUGAAAGAUUUUCUUCUGUAUUUUUCAUUUCUUAUAUUCCUCAUGAUUAUCUUCUUCGUUUUCGACCGACUCCAGAAAAUAGGUUGUUACAAUUGAACCUGUAUAUAUACACUUCUAUGUGAGGUGUUUUCAUGCAAUACCUUGACGUCUUAACCAAUCACAGCUCGAGUUCCGCAGGGCGGUUUCCUUGGGCCUUCCUUCAUCUGUUGUAUGUGUAUGACUUUCCAGCAUUAAAUAAAUGAUCAUAGCUCAAUCACUGAUGAUAUAGCUAUUUUAUGUGAGGAGGCAGAAACCAAUAUGCAAAGUUUUCUAAGUCGGGUAGAUGGUGUACAAAAGGUCAUGGUUCACCAAUAAAUCCACACUGGUAACAUUCACGUACAGAAGAAGCAUAAAAAGCAACAUUAACAUUUCCGCAAGCUAUCAUGUCCGAUACAGAGUUGAUCUUGAGUCGAAACUGACCUGACUACACCACAUCCAAAUCGGGUGAGCAUAUUGCGCAAUAGGAAAAGACAGGUAAAUUUCUACUAGACGGUCGUUUUAGUGAAUGUUGCUUCGCCCCAUAUGGCAAUACGCCUCUGGACUAUGGGGAUCAUCAUUCAAGACAAACGUUUAAAGACUUCAGACAAUCCAAACUAGAAUGCUCCAUGACUGACUUGAAUCUCCUGGAAGUAAUUGAAAUUAGAAUAGACAAUUAGCGGCAGCUGCAAACAUCAAUGAGAAACCAUCGAAAUCAAGUGAUCAGGAUGAUCUCGGCGGUACCUCCACAGAUGGAUCGUCGGCUGGAGACAAACCGCCGCCAGGGUCUCAAAAAAAUCCUUAUAAAAUCAAAUGCAGUACUGACAGUGGGUUUUCGUUAUGCUUUAGGUUUUCUAAUAUAUCACACCUAAUCUCACGUGUUAAUUAAGGCCAUGCUUUAAUCGGGCUUUCACCCCGAAGGGGGUGUCACUUCCCGUUGUGCUGACCCCCCUGUUUAUACGUCAGGGUAGUUCAUCUAUCCCAUUAUAUGGCUGGGUCGCUAGUAUCUCUCUUAAGCCAGAUGCUGAGGAGAUCAUCGCUUUCUGCGGGGUUAGGCUCCAACGGGGGCUUUCGACAGCUCGGACCUAUGCCAAUUCCAUCGCUUGUACAAAUCUAAAAAGAGCACGACAUGGUUGUCCUUUGGUAGAGGAAACCGAUAUGCGAUUCGGUGUGUUCAACCAAGCUUUCAUUAUAAUAGCACCGUAAUUUAAUUUGGCAGUCCAUGUAAAUUUUUGAGACUGUGAAGAAAGCUUAGGAGAUUUUAACUUCUUCCGUGGAAGGACCCGUCUUCAGUGAAUUCAUGUUAGUUCUUUCUCUAUUAUGAAUUGUUACCAUGGUUCAAGAACAUUUUUGGAAAUUCGUUACUCUGAGCUGUAAAAAAUAAACUAUUAGUAGCUAAAUCUUGGGUGUUUCAGAUCGUUUUGGUCUAUCGCUGUUAGGUAUGUCAGUCCAAACGGAUCGGAUAUUUGGAAACAGCCAAGCUGUAGGGUCAUCCCGUACCUCGCAGAUUUCAAGAAGAAAUCUCACUUCAAUAAAUAGCUAGGGUAAAGAUGUUUUCCUUGAAGAGAAAGUCGGAGGAAUAGCCAAAGGUUUGUAUUGGAUGUAAAUGAUAAACGUGAAGUGGGCGAUGGUUUGUCAAGAGCCUUCAGUAAACCGAAACGAUAAAGAUAAGCUUUUAUAUAUGACGCAACGUAUUUAUCACACUUGAAAGUGUUGUAUUCCAAUAAACUAUUGAUAUUGAAAUGUCUACCUUCGUAGAAUGGAUACCCAUCGUUAUAUUCAUCGGACUGCCUGCCACCUUCAUCGCAACGUACAUUUGGUCGGUGUGUUUGGAUCAUGUGUACCCGGUGCUUCCGAACAUCAGCGACACUGGGACGAUACCGCCGGAGAGCUGUCUGUUCAGCAUGAUGCUCAACAUGACUGCUGCAGCUCUUUUGUUCGCCAUCUACGUACGGCAUAAGCAGGUCGUCGAGAUAUUCAGGUCCAAGACUCCGGCCAAAUGCGCCAAAUUGGUCAACAGGGUAUCGUCGAUAUCGGGCCUGGUGGCGUGCGUCGGCCUGGAUCUGGUCGCCAACUUCCAAGAGACCAACGUCCUCAUAGUACACGACCUAGGUGCCAUGAUCUGUUUCUGGAGCUCAGCCGUGUACAUUGUACUUCAGGUCAUCUUAUCUUACUGGAUUGUUCCUGAGAUGCACGGUAUGGUCAUGGUGAUAAUCAGGGGAAUCCAAGGGAUGUCCGCUGUCACCUUUCUCAUCCUCGGUUUGAUCACGCAAAACAUAGCGCUGUCGCAAUUCGGACCAAAACAGGCUAACAACACCGAGAUAUUGCAGUGGAAGCCAAGCGAGCCGGGAUGGGAGUGGCAUGUGGCGAGCAGUGUCUGCGAAUGGUCUGUAGUGCUUACAUUCGGCAGUUUCAUCCUAACUUUCUACUGGGAUUUUAAAAAGAUCACCUUAUAUGCUCCUGAGCUAGAGCUUGUCGAAGGAGAAACAGAUGAACAAGAUGGGGUUCAAGUCAAAACGUUCAGAAGCCUCGGGUCAUGAUUCAUAAAAAGCAAUAAAAAUAACUAUCUAUUUUCUUUUUAAUACUAUAAACUUCAGAGAGGUUUUCCAUUAAAUUAUUUUUGCUGAUUA
Messenger RNA from Cimex lectularius (bed bug), 4018 nucleotides. RefSeq names its product DNA damage-regulated autophagy modulator protein 2-like. The record is from RefSeq and is a predicted model, not a curated record. NCBI's taxonomy places the organism in Eukaryota, Metazoa, Arthropoda, Insecta, Hemiptera, Cimicidae. The transcript has 6 exons. The coding region runs from base 3131 to 3928 and encodes 265 amino acids.